AUCUAGAUUUCAUUAUGCAUACGCUGACGAACAAUUUCACAUUCGAUUAUCAAUCCCUCAACCACGUUGCUGUACCCGUCAGUUCUGGGCAUUUAGGUUUUCUCAGUUAGAAUCGUCAAUUUGACGCUAUAUUUUCGGAUUUCUUCCUUAAAAACUGUUGCUAUGUGGUACUUGUAAGCUUACACUAUACUGUAUUCAUGAAAUUCCGCUUAUAUUUGCUACACCUUCCGCUUUGCGAUUUUGGUAAAUUGGGGUUCUGGUUGGAUUGCGAUCCGAGUAGUUUGUUUGCAAAAUAUUGAAAAUGUGCUAUAUUAACUACGCCAUCGAUACUGAGAAAAUACCUAAACCUCGAUGAUGAUGGUUACUUUGGACCUCAAACUAUUGUAUGAAUUCUGAACCUGUAGAGAAAAGUUUGUGGCAACACUGGCGAAAAGUCCAACAUUUGCAAAAGAUCCAAGACGCCUUCAAUUUGAAGCAGACAUAAAUCGCCUCUUCCUCUGUACCAGCUACAAUCGUGUGGGGAAAGAUGCUGAAGAUGCAGAUAUAGAGGAGAUAAUCAACAUGGCAAGUAAAGCUGAGCUAGCAGAUCAAGAAAGACAAGUCCAAGAAAACAUCCAUUCUCAAAUCACAAACUUCUGUACAUCAAUGGACGAGAUCCUCCUUCCUGACUUCAACUCUCAUGAUCCAUCACUUAAAUCAUCAUCCCAACAAAACCCUACUACCCCUCGCCCUAGUGGCCUUAGUCUUGCCAUUGGUAGAAAUACUCCAACAAACAUCAAUCUUCUUGAUGUACCCGAGACAAAACAGUUGACAUUCACAGAGGUAUCCCAAAAGUUAAAAGAUGUUACAGGAUACACCCUUGAGCUAAAACCAUCUCAAAUCCCUCAUGAACAAGCUGGAAGAGGUUUAUUCAUAGAUGGUGAAGCAGAUGUUGGCUCUGUAAUAGCACUCUACCCAGGUGUGAUCUACUCUCCGGCUUUUUACCGUUAUAUCCCUGGAUACCCAAGAAUCAAUGCACAAAACCCUUAUCUCAUCACUAGAUACGAUGGGACAAUCAUCAAUGGUCAACCAUGGGGUCAAGGUGGUGAAACCCGAGAACCAUGGGGUCAAUCUAGGGUUUAUCAGUCAAACCCUAGUUCAGAUUCAGGGUCAAUGUCAGGGUCAGGGUCAGACCGGGUGUGGAAGAUGUUGAGUAAACCUUUAGAAGGGUCAAAGUUAGGGUUUAAUGGUGAUGAGGUGUUAGAGAGAAGGAAUCCAUUAGCUUUAGGUCAUUUUGCAAACCAUCCAGCAAAGGGUGUGGAGCCUAAUGUGAUGGUUUGUCCUUAUGAUUUUCCUUUGAGUGAAAAGGGUAUGAGAGUUUAUAUACCGAAUGUAGUUUUUGGGGGUAAAGAGGGAGAGGGAGUGAAGAUGAAAAGGUUUGGGAGUUUUUGGUUUAAGUCCGGGGGGGUUUCUGACAAUAAUGGUGAAGUGGAAGGGCCGAUUAUGAAAAGUCUUGCACUUGUUGCCAUGCGGCCACUUUGUAAUGAAGAGAUUUAUUUGAAUUAUAGAUUGAGUAAUUCCAAGAGGCGGCCUUCGUGGUAUGCCCCUGUGGAUGAAGAAGAGGACCGAAGAAGAUGGAGCUAAGCUUAGUUGACUCACUAUUUGCAAUUCUUUAAUAAUUUUGGGGUUUUAAUUUAGAAUCCAAAAGCAAAUGCUUGCACUGAUAGUUCUUAUCAGCAGUAAGGAGAUGAAAAUUCAUAAGUGAGAGUGUCAGGUUUAGAAAUACGUGAAGGAAAGUGUUUUUUAUUUUGAAAUACAAACAUUAGUUUCCUUUUUUUUUUUUAUCAAAAUAUUUACUGAAGUGGUUGAAACUUGUUUUACAAUGUUGAAGAUGAUACUUUGAAAAUGUUGUGGUAGGUAUAAUGAAAGUUGGAUGUUAUAAUAAACAAAAAAAAUGUUUUUUUGUUG
Molecule: messenger RNA, 1947 nt
Organism: Lactuca sativa (garden lettuce)
Lineage: Eukaryota; Viridiplantae; Streptophyta; Magnoliopsida; Asterales; Asteraceae
Product: C5orf35
Source: RefSeq, a predicted model, not a curated record